GUUCAUACUACCUUUUCUGAGAGGUUUGUUUGUCCGCCAUUGUGAUGGAUGAAAUCAGAAGGGAGUCGCCUUCCUCGACAAUCGACUGCACAGCACUCGACAAUCGACUGGAUAGCCUUACCAAAUUAUGGGCAUGCGCUAAUUCCUUAUCUCUUAUUUUAUUGUUUCGUCAAUUGCUCAUCUCGAUCUAGGACGGUUAUUUUUAGGAACACAAAAGCUCCAGCGUCAUUAUGAGUGUUUGAGAUGAUUAUGUGUGGAGUUGGUACCAAAUCGAUGGAACGUGGUCACCAAAGAUAUGUUUGCUGUAUUUUCUGAACAGCGUUUCAGUGUUGUUUUAGUGACUUAAUUUAGUGACUUAAUUUAUCAAGAACCACACAAACGUGUACCGGUGCACAUUUCACUGAACAAUUCAUAGCAGUUGGUUGCCAUUACCAAUGUACUUUGACCCUUCUCGCUUCCACUAAUACCAAAACAGGCACAAAUCGGAAGUGAAAGCUGUCUGCUAUGGCAAAAAGGAACAUAAACAAAAACAUUAAGGAGACCUCUUCAGUCGCCGGGGCUGCAAGGGCACAAGAGAACGAAAUGGCAAAAUCGAAAAAAUACAACAUGUUUUCUUUGUCAGUUAUCGCCUCACUAAUAGCCAUUUGUGUGGCACCGUUAAAAGCUGAACUUCAUUCCUUUAGUUUAUCUCAUUUUAAACAACAUUCAAACCUAAAGAUGGAUGAAGCUUUUUUCAGAGUCAUCAAUGAACUCGAUACUGAGGUGGCCGUGUACUGGGUGUCACAGUGGUGCUAUCAGUGUCUUCAUCAACAGCUUGGGGUGGUCCCUGCUAUGUCAAGUCCAGGUCAGCCAAGGUCAGAAGAGUUCAUUGUUAGCACACAGCAUGAAAUUACACUCCAAGUCAACAGCACCUCUGUCAUUCAGGAGCUCUGCACAGUUCCGUUCCACUUUGGCGAGCAGGGCAACUACUCUCUAUGGUUGAAAAAUACAAAUAACUCUGUGGUUAAUUGCUCCAUUGUGACUGAUGCAGAUCCAGUAAAUAGUUACAUACCCAUCUUGGUCGCUUUCCUUGUCUUUGCUGGGCUGGGAUUAUUGUCUGCUCUGGGAAGAGCAAUAUUAGCACUCGAUUUAGUAAGGGGUGCCCUCUGCAGAAUCACUGGCACCAUGGAGACAGAGAGGCUGAUCAACUCUGAGCUGGGCUCCCCUGGCAGGACUGUGAGGCCAGUGACAGACAAUAUACUUCCGCCCCCACCCAGUCCCAGCAAGAGGCUGCGAUCUCUAGACACAUUCAGAGGGAUCUCCUUAAUUAUUAUGGUGUUUGUGAACUAUGGAGGAGGACGAUAUUGGUUCUUCAGACAUGAAAGCUGGAACGGCCUCACUGUUGCAGAUCUGGUCUUUCCUUGGUUCGUUUUCAUAAUGGGAACAUCUAUCGCACUUUCAAUCAACUCCAUGCUGCGCUCGGGCUCAAGCCGCACUUCACUGCUGAAGAAAGUAGUGUGGAGGAGCCUGCAGCUUUUUCUCAUCGGCAUCCUCGUCAUCAAUCCCAACUACUGCCAGGGCUUUUUGUCAUGGGACAACCUGCGCAUCCCGGGUGUGCUGCAGCGCCUUGCCUGGUCGUACCUUGUUGUAGCCUGCCUGGAUCUGUUGGUGGCAAGGGGUCAUCUUGACAUCCUACCAACGGAUGCAUGGUGGUCCUCUUGCAUUGAUGUAUUGCUCUACUGGCCAGCCUGGAUCUUUGUGCUCCUCCUAGAAAUCCUUUGGCUCUGCCUAACUUUUCUACUUCCUGUACCAGGCUGCCCAACUGGUUAUCUUGGUCCUGGUGGGAUUGGGGACAUGGGCGCGUAUGCGAAUUGCACUGGCGGAGCAGCUGGUCUCGUCGACCGUUGGCUGCUUGGAGAAAACCACAUCUACCAGACGCCCUCAGCAAGGGUCCUUUAUGCCACUCACAUGCCGUUUGAUCCCGAGGGUGUUCUUGGCAGCAUCAACUCCAUCGUUAUGGCUUUUCUUGGGUUACAGGCAGGAAAGAUAAUCUUACACUACAGAGACCUUCAUUCAAGUAUUAUAUCAAGGUUCCUCAUUUGGGGUCUCGUUUUGGGUGUCAUAUCAGCUGGUCUCACAAAGUGUUCAGGAGACCAGGGAUUCAUUCCUGUCAAUAAAAACCUAUGGUCUCUGUCCUAUGUGACAACACUCGCCUGCUUUGCCUAUGUACUGCUUGUCCUGGUCUACUACACUAUAGAUGUGAAAAAGUGGUGGUCUGGUGCGCCAUUCUUUUACCCAGGCAUGAACUCCAUCCUUGUGUAUGUGGGCCAUGAGGUGUUUGAGGACUACUUCCCCUUCCGCUGGUGCAUGGUCAACACUCAGUCCCAUGCUGAGCACCUCACCCAGAACCUGGUGGCCGUUUCUUGUUGGGUCCUCAUCUCCUACGUGCUAUACAGGAAAAACAUCUUCUGGAAAAUCUAAGAGGUGCCGUGACUUUGCACUCAACCUUGCUGGAUCGAUCAUCUAAAAUGCUUGGAAAAUGGAAACUAUGGAACUUUUAACCACCUCUGGGCCAUAUUUCAAAAUCGAUGUGACUUAUGUUUUCAUGAUCUUGUAUCUUAAUGUUUUGCUAUUUUGCUCACAUCUGUGCUGUAAAAAGGACACCGAAUGACUUUUUGCAUAGCUUUCUAGCAGCUGACCUCUGCUAGCUAUCUUGUGACUCAGGAAGAACUGGGACCAAAAUAGAUUGAUAUAUUAGGAAUGUGAUGACGGUCACAGUUCAUCUUUGUUUUCCUAAACACUAAAAAUACCUUUUUAAUUCCUCAAUUUGCACAGUUUGCAAGUAUGAAAGUAAUCUAAUGUAGCUGUCUAGCCUCUUUGUUGCCCACUUGGAUCUUGACAUCCUGCCAGUCGUCACUCACCGAGCAGCAAACAUUCGCCCUCACUUUUGAUGGGUCUAUUUCAUGUGAAACGGAAAUUGUUUUGACUGUAUAGUAAUGAAGCAACAGCUAUUACAGAUCUCUGCUAUGCAGUAAAUGCUACAUAUUGCCAAAUGUUGAAGAGAGACGGGUAUUAAAGCUCACUGUUUUUUUACGGAAUGUUUUGAGUGUGUGUUUUGGCUCAUGUAUCCAAAAAUAUUAACCACAUAAUAAAUUUACUUUUGUACAGA
Phycodurus eques (leafy seadragon) is the source of this 3148-nucleotide messenger RNA. RefSeq names its product heparan-alpha-glucosaminide N-acetyltransferase (gene hgsnat). The record is from RefSeq and is a predicted model, not a curated record. Bases 505 to 2460 code for a protein of 651 amino acids. Lineage: Eukaryota; Metazoa; Chordata; Actinopteri; Syngnathiformes; Syngnathidae. The transcript has 18 exons.